This is a messenger RNA of Rubroshorea leprosula, 475 nucleotides long. The record is from the annotation of a GenBank genome assembly. Lineage: Eukaryota; Viridiplantae; Streptophyta; Magnoliopsida; Malvales; Dipterocarpaceae.
CAACAUUCUAGGGUUCGGUACUGAAAUUAAUGGCGUCUAAUGUUUCACUGUACGAAAUUCUUGGGAUUCCAGGGAGCGCAAGCAGCCACGAAAUCAAAGCUGCAUAUAGGAGGCUGGCGAGAAUUUGUCACCCUGAUGUUGUUUCGAUGAGUCAGAAGCAAAUUUCAGCUAAUGAGUUCAUCAAAAUCCAGGCAGCGUAUUCUACGUUGUCCGACCCGGAGAAACGUGCUGAUUAUGACAGGGAUCAAAUUUACAGGCAGAGAAGAUCUUCUCUCAAGGCAGAUACAGGGGCGGCUGCUACUUCGUUCAUGGCGGGCAACCGUACUGGUUAUACUAGUAGGAAUUGGGAGACAGAUCAAUGUUGGUAAUGGUUGUUCUUUCUCCUGUGUUUGGCAUGGAGAGGUUAGCCCUUAGCCGUUUGAAUUAAUAAGAUGUAAAAAAAAAUUUAUGUUAUAAAUAAAUAACAAUAAGUCAA